Molecule: messenger RNA, 1709 nt
Organism: Pyrus x bretschneideri (Chinese white pear)
Lineage: Eukaryota; Viridiplantae; Streptophyta; Magnoliopsida; Rosales; Rosaceae
Product: AAA-ATPase ASD, mitochondrial-like
Exons: 1
Coding region: 103-1572 (489 amino acids)
Molecular function (GO): ATP binding; ATP hydrolysis activity
Source: RefSeq, a predicted model, not a curated record
UUAAAUCUCCUCAAAAUUAUACAAAUUCCGACAUUUCUAGCAAGAGCACACAGAAGAAAUCCAAGAACAAGCAAAAAGUUGCAACCUUUGAGCCCCCAAAACAUGGUUCCGGCAACCAUUUUUGCUCACCUCGGAUCCACGAUCGGCGGGUUAAUGUUCGUGUGGGCGAUAUUCCAGCAGUACUUCCCCUACGAGCUUCGAAGGCAUGUCGAAAAGUACUCGCAGAGAAUGGUGGGAUAUGUGUAUCCUUACAUUCAGAUCACUUUCAAUGAGUUCACCGGGGAGCGGCUGAUGCGCAGCGAGGCUUACUCCGCCAUCGAGGACUACCUGAGCUCCAAGUCCUCCACGCAAGCGAAGCGCCUCAAGGGCGACUUCAAGAACAACCAGUCGCUUGUUCUGAGCAUGGACGAUCACGAGGAAGUGGAUGACGAGUUCAAGGGAGUCAAAGUGUGGUGGGCGUCCGGGAAGUACAUAGCUAAGCAGCAGACAAUCUCGUACGCUCCGGUGAACGAUGAGAGGAGGUACUACAAGCUCACUUUCCACAAAUGGCAGAGGGACCAGAUCAUUGGACCCUACCUUAGCCAUGUCCUGAAGGAGGGGAAGGCCAUUAGGGUUAGAAACCGGCAGAGGAAGCUUUACACGAACAAUGGGUCACACUGGAGCCAUGUGGUGUUUGAGCACCCUGCAACAUUUGAGACUCUGGCUAUGGAGGCGGAGACGAAGCAGGAUAUUGUCGAUGAUCUGAUGGCGUUCAGCAAGGCUGAGGAGUUUUAUGCGCGGAUUGGGCGGGCUUGGAAGAGGGGUUACCUUUUGUAUGGCCCGCCGGGGACUGGGAAAUCCACCAUGAUCGCCGCCAUGGCCAAUCUUUUGAAGUAUGAUCUUUAUGACCUUGAGCUAACCGCGGUUAAGGACAACACCGAGCUGAGGAGGCUGCUGAUUGAGACGUCAAGUAAGUCGAUUAUUGUGAUUGAGGACAUCGAUUGUUCGCUUGAUCUCACGGGGCAGAGGAAGCAGAGGAAGGAGAAAGGGGAGGAGGAGGGGGAAGGGAGGGAUCCGAAGGAGAAGACGGGGAAGGAGGAUAGGGAGGCGAAACCGAGCCAGGUUACACUUUCCGGGCUGCUGAAUUUCAUUGACGGGCUAUGGUCAGCGUGCCGCGGAGAGAGACUCAUUGUGUUCACAACAAACUACGUGGAGAAGCUUGAUGCUGCAUUGAUUAGGAAAGGAAGGAUGGAUAAGCACAUUGAAUUGUCAUACUGUAACUCCGAAUCGUUCAAGGUGCUGGCUAGGAACUACCUCAAGCUCGAAUCACACCGUUUGUUUCCGGAAAUUGGAGCGUUGCUUGGGGAAGUUAAGAUGACUCCGGCUGAUGUUGCAGAGCAUUUGAUGCCUAAGAAACUUUCCGGGGAUGUCGAAAUCUGCCUGCAGAGUCUGUUCCAAGCUCUCCAGAAGGAAAAGGAGAGUGGAGGAUUGAAGGCUGAGGAAGAAGCGAAAGAGGAGAAAUCGCCAUCGGCUGCAGAAGAAGAACACGAUCAGGAUACAGAAUCACCAUCAUCUAACAAAAAAAUGAAGUGACUGCAAGCAAGAAAAAAAAAAGGAUUUUCGAUUUGGGGGGCAAAAGGGCUUUGUAUGUGUAAAGCAUUUAUGUAUGCUGCCAAUGUGGUCCUAGAUAUAUAUCCAAAACACCUAUAAUUGUGUUGAGGUUUGAGCAA